AUAAACGAAAUUUUAUUGCUUUCUGAUUGGACGCAUGAAUUUGAAUUUUCAGUUGUCAUUUGUGGAUGAUUUGGAAGAGAAUCGUAAGUUGAGUUGAGCGAUUAGUAUCAUUUUUAGUACGUUUUUUAAGUUUAUAAUCAUGCCAAACAGUAAACAGACUGAGUUAAAUAAGCAAAAUAAAGAAAAGGACGCGAAAACUACGUCUUUAGACGACGAGAAUGUUGAUGAUGAAACUAACCAUCUGAGUUCGGCGGAAGGCUCUGAUAAAGGUAGUGAUCACGAAGAUGAGAAAACAAAAGAAUUGAAAGAGGAGGAAUCUAUUGAAGAAGAUUCAUCGGAAAAUAAGGCAGAAAGAAAAGGUAAUUCGAAGAAGGGUGCAAAAGAUAAAAAAACAGUAGGGAUUGAUUCAGAAUCUUCAAUUUUGGUAGAAGCGUCUUCACUUCCCAAUGGUUGGAGUAGAAAAGUUGUCCAGAGAAGAACUGGAAAAACUGCUGGAAGAUAUGAUGUAUAUAUCUUUAAUCCAAACGGGAAAAGAUUCCGUUCUAGAACAGAAUUGAGUACUUACCUGAAACGUUCGAAAUCGAAUUUAAAAGCAGAAGAAUUCGAUUUUAAUCCCCAAAAGAAAAGCGACAAUGAUAAUCGGACGCCGUCAAAGCGUGCAAUGAAAAGUACGAAACGUCCCCAGAAACGUAAAGCUCUGACCUCACCCGUGUCGUCAUCUAAAAGGAAGAAAAGUAAUACGAAUGAAGCGAAAUCAGCCGCGGAAAAAAAGAAAUUGUUAGUAAAAUUACCAUUAGUAUCGCCUAAAAAGAUCUACGCCGAUUAUGCUCGACAAACUAAAUCCAAAUCUAAAGUUCGUAAUCAGUCAAAGAACUCUAGAUCACCUGCGAAAGGUAGUGCUGUUAAUGCUCGUAAGAAGAGUGGGAAAAUAAAGAAAUAACUUUAAAAAAAUAAUAAUCAUCAUCAUUUGCGUUUCUAAUUUUUCUCGUUUUUAUUUUGUAUUCUUAAAUCUUAAAAGGUUUGUUACAGUUGACCACUUGGAUUUGUCGAAAUAUUUUGUUGUGUGCAUUAAAAAAAAAAAGUUCCACUUGUCGGAACGUAGGUGUGUGAAAUAAAUAUGUAAUGAGUUUAUUUGCUGAAUAAAUUAUAUGUAUUAUUGGGUUA
Molecule: messenger RNA, 1164 nt
Organism: Centruroides sculpturatus (bark scorpion)
Lineage: Eukaryota; Metazoa; Arthropoda; Arachnida; Scorpiones; Buthidae
Product: methyl-CpG-binding protein 2-like
Exons: 1
Coding region: 140-940 (266 amino acids)
Molecular function (GO): DNA binding
Source: RefSeq, a predicted model, not a curated record